AUGGAGUACAUGAUCAGAUUCACACAAGUCCAUGAGACCUUCCGUCUGGCAGAAAUCAAAGCUCUGGCUGUUCUUGAGGGCAUCGACCUGGAGGUACUUUCCUAUAGCCCCAGCUCACCAUUCUGCUUUGUGAAACUGUCAUCUGGAGAUGCAGCCAUUAGAUUGGUUCAAAGAUCCAUUCUCGCAAAAGCCAUCUAUGAGGUUUGGGGGAACGGCUCAACCUUUGAAGACCUUCACGACAAUGUUCGAGCAAUCUCGCAGCACCUGUGGCCACUGUACAAGGAAUCCUCUUUCAAGUUCACUGUCGAUUCAUUUCAAGGCUCCCGGUCUACUACGGAGCAACGAAAACUGAUUGAAGGUUUCCGCUUCCUUGGAUUUGAAGGACCAAUCAAGAUGAAAGGCGCAGAGCAGGAGUUCUGCAUCUCAGAGGAAUGGCAAUUCGAUGCAGCCGCUCUUGGUGUCCAUGCGCCACAGUCAGUCCACUUGGGAAGAUUUCUUGGCGGAAGUGACAGAGAGGUCAUUGGCAAGUAUGACUUGAAGAAGCGGAAAUACAUCUGCACUACGUCCAUGGAUGCCGAGUUGGCAUUGAUCACGGCCAAUAUUACAUUAGCUGCACCGGGUAAGCUGUUCUACGAUCCAUUCGUUGGCUCUGGUAGUUUCCCAGUAGCAUGUGCGCAUUUCGGUGCUCUGGCAUUCGGAAGUGACAUCGAUGGACGUAGUAUUAGGGGAAGGGGAAAGACAAAUUUGUUGGCCAACUUCGUCCAGUACAAACUCACAGACAAUUUCGGCGAUAGUUUCGUGGCAGACCUGACCAAUACGCCUCUCAGAGCAGCGAGAAUGUUCGAUGGUAUUGUUUGUGACCCCCCCUAUGGAGUCCGAGAGGGCCUGAAAGUUUUGGGUAGUAGAGAUCCAACAAAGGGCAAAGAGCCUGUGUUUCGAGAUGGAAAGGCUCACCACAUGGAAGAGGCAUACAUUCCUCCAAAAAAACCCUACGGCUUUCUAGCGAUGCUUGAUGAUAUCCUAGACUUUGCGGCCCUGUCACUAGUCGACAAUGGCCGACUAUCUUUCUGGAUGCCAACUGCAAAUGAUCAAGAUCAAGAGAUUCAUAUUCCAGCGCAUCCAUGCCUUCAAAUCACUAGCGUCUGUACGCAGGCCUUCAACAGAUGGUCCAGGAGGCUCAUCACUUACAAAAGGAUCCCAGACUCCGAGGUUGUAGCCACUACCUCUCGUGAGCAGAGAGUCAAGGAAAACGGUGUAAAUGCCAAUGAUCUCAAUCCGUUCAGAAAAGGUUACUUCCAAGGAUUCAAGGCAGCGUUCAGGUGA
Molecule: messenger RNA, 1323 nt
Organism: Hyaloscypha bicolor E
Lineage: Eukaryota; Fungi; Ascomycota; Leotiomycetes; Helotiales; Hyaloscyphaceae
Product: tRNA guanosine-2'-O-methyltransferase
Exons: 4
Coding region: 1-1323 (440 amino acids)
Biological process (GO): methylation
Cellular component (GO): cytoplasm
Molecular function (GO): nucleic acid binding
Source: RefSeq, a predicted model, not a curated record